AUGUCCAUAGACCCCAGGUUGUUCCCUAAGCGGGUCACGUAUAGUGCCCUGCUUACCGUCAAUGUCUUUGUCUUCAUGGGUAACAUGUAUUCGUCUGGUAUUGCCGUCGGCUUUGAGUCAUUGGCUACAGAUUUGCACCUGCCAUUCGCUAUACUUUCAGAGCUAAUCACUUACUCUGUCUUAGCUAUGGGGCUGUCUAAUUUGAUUUGGAUGCCUCUGGCUCUGAUAUUUGGAAAACGACCUAUCGUCUUGAUUUCGAUGGCCAUGUUUCUGGGUGGAGUCAUCUGGAGCGCUGUCGCAAAAGACUACAAUAGUCUUCUUGCAUCGCGUGUGUUUGCUAGCUUUGGUUAUGGCUCAAUCGAGUCACUGGGGCCAAGUAUCCUUGCUGAUUUGUUCUAUGAACGCAAUUACUCCAGCGCAAUGGCUAUAUACGCCGCAUUCCUUUCGGGCGGCUCUCAAAUUGGCCCUGUUAUUGCAGGUUAUCUAAUUGAAGCCAAAGGAUGGAGAUGGUUCUUCAUUCUCUGCGCUAUCAUUGCCGCCGUCAAUCUUAUAACCACUGUUUUCCUCCUACCCGAGACUUUGUACGAAGUUGAGCCAGAGCCAGAGCUUGUCAACGACAUAGAGAAAGAUGUUCACAGCCAUGUUGAGAACGUCACUCGGAGUGAUACUCGCACAGAGGGGCGUGAAAAAAUGGAUUAUCAUUCUUACUGGAAGGGCCUCUGGUCUUUCGAGAUUUCAAAGAAAGCAAAGGAGAAGGGUGUUAUCAAGUACUUCGCGUACUUGUUCAUUCUCCCUUUCCCACUCCUCUUGAUUCCUGGUGUUCUCAUUGCAUCCGCCAUGUAUGGUGUAAUUCUUGGCGCCGUUGUCAUCAUCUCCACGAUUGCGCCCGAUGUGUUCUCUCCGCCUCCAUACCUCUUCUCCUCCGCAGAUCUUGGUCUGUUCACAUUCAGCAGCUUCAUCGGCAUCGUGAUUGCUGCGCCGAUUGCUGGGCCACUGACGGAUCGUUUGUCUCGCUGGCUACGUACACGCAACAACGGGAUCCACAAACCUGAGCAUCGUCUUCCUGCAUUGAUCCUUCCAUUCUUGAUCUGCCCCGUAGGGCUGAUUGUUUUUGGAUACACUGUGGCACACCACCAGCAUUAUAUCCGUCCUGCUGUUGGCGCAGCGAUAUGUGCAGCUGGACUUACGCUUGUUCCUUCGGUUAUGUUGUCUUACGUCGUAGACUCAUACCCUCGGACUAGUGGUGAGGCAUUGGUGCUGGUGAACACUUCCAAGAAUGUGGUUGCUUUUGGUCUUGCUAAGGGUUCAUAUUCUUGGAUGACUAUGGAAGGGAUUGAAAAGAUGUUUUAUGAGUUUGCUGGUAUUGAGUGGGCUAUUCUGUUCCUGGCUCUACCUUUGUAUAUCUUGGGGCCUUAUGUGCGGCGACGAACACAGGAGCUGUUCUAG
This is a messenger RNA of Penicillium brevicompactum, 1446 nucleotides long. RefSeq names its product putative MFS transporter. NCBI's taxonomy places the organism in Eukaryota, Fungi, Ascomycota, Eurotiomycetes, Eurotiales, Aspergillaceae. Gene Ontology annotation, molecular function: transmembrane transporter activity. The record is from RefSeq and is a predicted model, not a curated record. The transcript has 6 exons. Bases 1 to 1446 code for a protein of 481 amino acids. Gene Ontology annotation, biological process: transmembrane transport.